Messenger RNA from Ectocarpus siliculosus, 1617 nucleotides. The record is from the annotation of a GenBank genome assembly. Lineage: Eukaryota; Phaeophyceae; Ectocarpales; Ectocarpaceae.
CUUGCUUCCCGCCUUCCCCGGAGGCCCUCUUGCGACGCCAUGGACGUGAGAGAUGACACCGCCGUCGUGGUACCCCCCUCUCCGGAGCCGGUGGUGGCCUCUUCAGCGAAGAUGCCCCUGGACACGGAGACUGUGGCUGCUCCGGCAUCCGAGGAGGCGUCGGGUCCCGUUGUCGUUGAAGACGGGGAGAAUGGUCUGGCGCCCCCGGCGGCCGUGGCCUCCUCCGCCGCGGUAGUGAGCUCCGACGAAACGAGCGGGAAAGAGGAUACUGCUGAAGUAGCACCACCUGUGGAAGAACUGCCCGAGGAUACAAAGGCAGCUCUGGUGAAGCAGGUGGAGUUUUACUUCAGCGACGAGAACCUGCCCACGGACGCCUUCAUGAAGAAAAAAGUUAAGGCCGGCGGGGCGCAAGGCUGGGUGCCGCUCAAGGUGAUCUGUAGCUUCCCGAAGGUGAAGAAGAUGUCGAAGGACAUUCGCGCGAUUGCUCUAGCCCUGGAGGACUCCCAGGCUCUGGUGGUGGCUAAGGCGACCCGCGUAAGGCGUAAGACGCCUUUCAAGUUUCCGGACAAGGACGGCAGGGCUGACGUCACCUCCCGUACAGUUGUGGCCGUGAAUAUUCCCGCGGAGUCGACGGUGGAGUCCCUAACGCCUUUCUUUUCGUCCUGUGGGGUGGCGGAGCUGAUCCGCGUGAUCCACAAGAGCAAGACGGCGGGGACGACCAAGACUGACAAUAGGAGCUCAGGAAUUCAGGCGCCGGCGGGACCGAACCGAGAUCUAUACGCGACCUGCCAAUUCUCCACCCUGGAAGAGGCCAUCAGGGCUGUGAACGAGCUUACCGAUAGGAAAAGUUGGCGGGGGGGGUUGCGGGUGUCGCUGGCGAACGGAGUGACGGUGGAAAAGGCCCUGGCUAAGCUGAAAGCGGCGUCCAACAAGAAGGCCAAGCAGGAACAGAAGCAAAGAGUAAACUCGAGAUCGCCCGUCGACCGCGGCCAAAGGAACGUCCGCGACGGGCAGAUGCGCUCCCGCUCCCUGACGGAGCUGGAGCUAGAGAGAACCGCUGGUGCGAGUGGCGGGGCAAGCAGCCGGGGCGGAGGGAAACCUCGGAAUUCUAGGGAGAACCAGCACCAUGAUGAACAUGAAGCCUCACCAGAAGAUGAGGGUAGCAGCGGGGACGGGGGGGAAGCGGCGCCGACGACGCGCAAGCCUCGGUCCGUGUCGAACGUGGACGCCCUUUUCAGCAGCAGCACCGGCGGGAGCGGCGGAGGGAUUGAGAACGGGUCCCCACCCCGCCAUACCAUGGGCAGCGCUGGCGAUGGCCUCCCGCGGAAGGGCGUGGUGCAGACGCUGUCGUCGGAGGGAUGGUCGUGGAUCAAGAAGGAUGGCCAAGGUUCUCGCAAGAGCGGCAACCGCAUCCCCUUCGUGAUGGGGGAUGUAGUGAUGAAGGACGGAGAGCAGCGGCAGCCCUUGCAAAAGGGCGACCACGUGGAGUACCGCGUCUGGAAAGACACGGAAGGCAGGUCGAUGGCCGUAAGAGUUGAGCGGGCCAAGGAGAGACCGCGGCCGGCUGGAGGCGCGGUGGGCAGUGGCAGCCGGUCCACUCAGGCACAUUUUCGGUAA